AUGUCGGCCAAGAUUCUAUCUGGGACCGACCUGUCGGCGGAGAUACGCUCCGAGGUUGCGACGGGCGUUGUCGAGAUGCAGGAGAAGCACGGCGUAACGCCUGGCUUGGCCGUGAUCCUGGUCGGUGGCGACCCUGCGUCGGCAGUCUACGUGAACAACAAACAGCGAGCCUGCGAGCAGGCCGGGUUGUUCAGCGACUCAGCGCAACUCCCCGAUACAGCAACCGAGGACGAAAUCUUGGCCGCUGUCCACGCAUUCAACGAGGACCCCAGGGUUCAUGGCAUUCUCGUGCAACUGCCCCUGCCCGGCGGAAUCGAACAGCACCGCAUCAUCGAGUCCAUCGACCCGGACAAGGACGUCGACGGCAUCCAUCCCUACAACCUUGGCAAGCUCAUGCAGGGCCGGCCAGACUUCCCGCCCUGCACCCCCGCCGGCAUCGUCGAGCUCUUGGUGCGCAACGGCCACGACCCGGAAGGCGCCAACGUGGUCAUCUGCGGGCGCAGCGACAUCGUGGGCAAGCCCCUGGCGGCGCUGCUGAUGCAACGAGGCCGUGGCGGUAACGCCACGGUCACCGUAUGCCACACCCGCACUCGCGACUUGGCCGACGUGACCCGCGAAGCCGACAUAUUGGUUGCUGCUAUUGGCCGCCCUGAGGCCAUCACCGCCGACAUGGUGCGUGACGCCGCGGUGGUGAUCGACGUCGGCAUCAACCGGGUGGAUGAUCCUUCCGCCAGACGCGGAUACCGCCUCAAGGGCGACGUGGACUAUGAGGCCGUUUCGCAAAAGGCCUUGGCCAUCACUCCCGUUCCCGGCGGUGUCGGCCCCAUGACCAUCGCCAUGCUCUUGGUGAACACGCUGACCGCCGCCCGCAUCAGAAUCCAUGGCCGCCACCACUCCGGCUAG
Geodia barretti is the source of this 903-nucleotide messenger RNA. NCBI's taxonomy places the organism in Eukaryota, Metazoa, Porifera, Demospongiae, Tetractinellida, Geodiidae. The record is from the annotation of a GenBank genome assembly.